CAAAACACCGUUUGGGCGAUCCCAGACAGACUAGACUUAUUUACUACUGUAGCUAAAAAGGUUUACCCAAAGAAAAGGACUUCCGGCCGACCCAGAACCAGAUCGAGAGAUAGUUAUAGAGAUACGAUAGCAGAUUCAUAAUGGGCCAGACGCUGUCGGAACCGGUGACCACCAAGGACUCGGCCUGCUGCGGGAAUUCGGCAUAUCGCGUGGGCUCCAGCUGCAUGCAGGGAUGGCGCGUUGAGAUGGAGGAUGCCCACACCCAUAUUCUAUCCUUGCCCGAGGAUCCGCAGGCGGCCUUCUUCGCCGUCUACGAUGGACACGGUGGAGCGGCGGUGGCCAAGUUUGCGGGCAAACAUCUGCACAAAUUCGUGACCAAGAGGCCGGAGUACAGGGAUAUUAAUGGUGUGGAGUUGGCCUUAAAACGGGCCUUUCUCGACUUUGAUCGCGAGAUGCUGCACAAUGGUUCCUUUGGCGAGCAGAGUGCCGGUUCCACGGCCGUGGUGGUUCUCAUUCGCGAGCGGCGCCUGUACUGCGCCAAUGCGGGUGAUUCGCGGGCCAUUGCCUGCAUUUCGGGUGCAGUGCAUCCUCUGUCCGUGGAUCACAAACCGAAUGAUGAGGCGGAGGCCAAGAGGAUCCUGGCUGGCGGCGGUUGGGUGGAGUUCAAUCGGGUUAAUGGCAACCUGGCGCUUUCCCGCGCCCUCGGCGACUUCAUCUACAAGAAGAACUCUCAAAAGACUCCAGAAGAGCAGAUUGUGACCGCCAAUCCGGAUGUGGAGAUCCGCGACAUCAACGAUGAUUGGGAGUUUGUACUCCUCGCCUGCGAUGGCAUCUGGGAUGUGAUGAGCAGCGCGGAGGUCUGCCAGUUUGUGCGCAGGCGCAUUGCCGCUGGUCUCGAACCGGAGACCAUUUGCGAGGAGCUGAUGAACAACUGCCUGGCUCCCGAUAGCCAGACGAGCGGUCUGGGUGGCGAUAAUAUGACCGUGAUCCUUGUGUGUCUGCUGCACAACAAGAGCUACGAGGAUCUGGUGGUGCGUUGUGGGGGAAAGAGGAAGUUAGCCACCUCUAGCAGCCCCUUGGAAACUGUGGGCGACAUCAAGGAUCCACCGUCGGUCCUGAAAGUCGUGACUCCUCAUUUCUCACCGGGAUCUUCGUCGGGAACCUCUCGUCUGGGCAUGGGUUUCAGCCUUCGCGAGAGCGAUUCCCCAAAGGAGAAUUCUUAAAUGCUUAUCCACUGUGUUUUUUUCUGUUUUGCGUUCCUUGUUUCUCGUUUUUUGGCUCCCACAACUAUUUAGAUCCUCACACUGAUUUCAGUCCCAAAUUACCAGUUGAUUUCGAAUCUUUUUUUCACCGCUUUGGCAGUUAAAAUUUAAUAAAAUGUUC
This is a messenger RNA of Drosophila takahashii, 1383 nucleotides long. It is a transcript of the gene Ppm1, whose product is annotated as Ppm1. The record is from RefSeq and is a predicted model, not a curated record. Gene Ontology annotation, biological process: protein dephosphorylation. Gene Ontology annotation, molecular function: cation binding; protein serine/threonine phosphatase activity. Lineage: Eukaryota; Metazoa; Arthropoda; Insecta; Diptera; Drosophilidae.